AUGGACGCCGAGAAAGGGGACUGUCCCACCGAGCGCCGUUCGCUCCUUCGGAGCGCCAGAGGCAACGCCACGGAGACGACCAGCUGGCCCGUGAUGCAGCCGGAUCCGAAGUAUGAUCCCUUGAAAUGUUUUCCCUUCGCUUGUCCAUUCUUGCCUUUGGCCACCGGUAUUUUUUACGUCCUGACCGUGUUGGCCUUGGUUUUUUUCGGUGCUUUGAGCCUUGUGGCUGGGAUUCUAUGUUGUAUCCCUUGGGGGUGCUUCUAUAGCUGGACAUACCUUUGGUGUUGCUGCCCCUACUAUUGGCACACGGAUCUCUAUCAGAAGUUGAUCUAUAUGUCCUACUGGGGCCAGAACCGUGGUGUUCCUCAGCCAGUGGCGAACCAGGAGUUCAUGCCAGUGUCUGGGAUCAAGCCCAAGGCUAAACUGAAGAAAUACUAUGUGGACUACGCAGUGAAUUUGCAAGUGCCAGCUGGGCCAGAGGAUCAAUUUUUGGACAAGUAUCUGAAUCCUUCGGCUCGUGAAAACUUCAUCGAACACCGCCUGCCCAUGUUGCCCAUGACGGAUCGUUUUGACACAGCAACCUUUAAACCUCAUGAGGAUCCAGUGGACUUUGUGAUGACGCAAAUGUCUCAUAUCUACCCCAGUAUCUACCAGCAGUGGGAGGACAAGCAAAGCGAUCGAGCAUUGACCCGAUUCGCCUUGUACGGUAUCGGGGCUCACAGAGUGGAGGCGGUGAUCAAAGAUGGCAAGAAGAUGUUCGUGGUCAGGACCAAUAUGUUGGCUGGUCUUCCGGUGCGGCCUACCUUUGAACGAUAUGGAGGUGAUGCCUAUUUCGAUGAGAAUUGGCAUCCGGUAAUGAUCAUUGAUGAGGGUCUCAGUACGCUGGAAGAGGAUUCCAAAAAGGAUCCUGUAAUUACACGUCCCGGAGAUGAAGGUUGGAACCGAGCAAAGUUUCGAUUUCGAUCUUCGCUCUUCACACUGGUGACACUGGUGGACCAUUUGUAUGGUGUGCACUUGCAGACCGCCAACUUAUUCGUCACUGCGUUGCGGGAACAGCUGUCUGCGGAUCAUCCCAUCCGUCGAUUUCUGACGCCCUUCACGUACCAAACCAUUUCCGUCAACGACAACGCCAAGUUCAAUCUCACUGCUCCCAGGUCGAUGGGUCCCAGAUGCUUCGCCUUUACUGAGAAGGGUAUGUCACUGGCCUUCAGUGCAGCACCCUACUUGAUGAAGUGUGGAGAAAACGUUCCGAGGGCCGAAGGAGGGCCACUUCUGAACAUGGCGGACUAUGUGAAUCAUCUGAAGGGAACAGGUGUGGAUACCGAGUAUUGGAGGCAGGUAGGAGAUCUCUUAGAAAUCUACGAGACCUUCAUUGAGGACUACCUGGCCUGCUACUAUGCCAGGAAGGACGAUGUCGCAAGAGACAAAGAGUUAGCGGCGAUGGCGGCUCAAUAUUUUGAGACCCUGAAUUCCGCCUCUCCCGACAGUGUGAAACGGGCUGUGCCGAAGAUUUCCACCGUCUCUGACACGACAAGCUCGCAUGACACAUACUACUUCUAUGUGAAAUGGCUAGCGAGUUUGAUGUGGGCCGUGACUGCAGGUCACGAGCAGCUUGGGGCAGUUGAGGUGUACGCGCAGGAUGUGUCCUGGACCGCCUUCAAGUGGCUUCCGGGAGAUGUCAUUGGAACAAAGACCACGGCCACCUCUCAGGCACUCCUGAUGUCCUUCACCUCAACACCCAUGCCCAAGUUGAUCGGAGAAGGUGUUGAUUGGACACAUCUCUUUCCCAGUCCCACGGUGCCCGCGAAAGACCCCUCGGCCGCAUUCAAGAAAUUCCAGCAAAACUUGAGUGCCAUGGCUGACCGCUGCGACAGUUAUAAUGCCAUGGCCGAUAGCCGGGCAUUUCCAGACUGCUUUCCGUUGUACACGCAAAACCCACGGGUUUUGGAAGCGUUUGUCAAAUGUCGCUUCCUCGUGGCACUGGGCCUGGGUUGUUUGAGAAGUUUGCUGGCCGAGGCAGAUACGCCAGAUGAAUGUUUGGAUGGCGACUGCGCGUUGCAUACCUUGCAGAUUUCGGCGAAGUAUCAACCAGGCAAUGAUUCCUGGAAAAUACCAACAGAAGAUCUGUUGUGGGCUAAAUACCAAGUGUUUCUUUUGGAGUAUGGACGGCUCUAUGGUGCUGAAGAACAGCACCAACGAUUUGAAAAUUUCAAGCGCCACUUCAGGCGGUCGCAACACCUCAGCGGCUCAGGGCUUCUGAGCGAUGCUUUUGGGAUCAAUAGUUUUUCCGAUUUCUAUGCUGAAGAGUUGCCGCUGCGCGGGCUCAAAACUGAUGUUUUUUUGCAGGAAUCACUAGGAUCCGCAGCCAAAGAGCUGAACGUCACGGCUUUCCAGUUGCCAAAGACACCAGAACCUCCUGCUCUCAACUGGCGUUUGACCCGCGCCGUGAGUCCGGUGAAGAACCAGGGCUCCUGUGGCGCCUGCUGGGCUUUCGUAACGGCGGAGGAAGUGGAAGCCAUGUACACCCUGUGGCAGGAUGGUGGACCUCCCGGAUAUUCGCAGCUCUUCUCGGUCCAACAAAUGAUCAGCUGCAGUAAUCAAGCGGAUGGUUGUGGAGGUGGAAAUCCUGUGGAUGGCUACACCUACCUCAUGAAGAACAAAAUCGGCCUGGUUCAAGAGGCCUAUUGGCCGUACGAAGGAGGUUAUCUUCCAGACGAUCGAUGUGACUACAAAUACUGCACCAAACCUUGCCAUCGAAAUUUGACAGAUGCUGAGACCUUUCAGCACAUCAUUGGUCCGAUUGGGAAGGUCGUCGGUGCUCUUUGGGCUACACCUCUAUGUCCUCCUGGAACUGCUUGCGAGAACCAAAAUCUGGAGAGUUUGAGACGGGUUCUCGUUCAGCUAGGUCCCGUUGCUGUGGCGGUGAAUUCGCAACAUUGGUUGCUCUAUGCAGGUGGAGUGCUAAGCUACGAGGCGUGCGGUGGCAGUGGCUGGAACGAUUUGGACCAUGCCGCCCAGCUCACUGGGUACAACACCAGCUCCUCUGCCUCCCUGCCCUACUGGAUCGUUCGCAACCAAUGGUCAACGACCUGGGGUGAGAAUGGAUACAUCUACCUGGAGUUCUACAAGAACACCUGUGGCAUUGCCAAUAUGGCCACGGUGCCACUGAUGGCAGGGAUGCCACACCCACAGGACAUUGAAGAAGUUGUGAUGCUGGACAGGGGUCCAUCGCGGGACAGCCCCUUCGCACGAUUUUAUCAGCAAGCUCUGGGAUGACGAAGGACGUGCCUUGCACGAUGCGCGAAAUCAUUGCCGUGGAGCGUCGCAGAAUCACAUGCCAGUGCUGCCGG
Molecule: messenger RNA, 3350 nt
Organism: Cladocopium goreaui
Lineage: Eukaryota; Dinophyceae; Suessiales; Symbiodiniaceae
Source: the annotation of a GenBank genome assembly